GGACUUCUUGUGAGUGAGUCAGUUCCCAAAGGAGUCCGCGAGAGGAGUGCUGGUCUAAAUUCACUCGUGAAAUUCACAUUUCACCAACGUUAUUAAUCAUGGCGUCAGCGAAGAGAAAGCAGGACGAAAAGAACUUGAAAAUAUUACGGGAGCUCGUUGCACAGCCAGGGAACAAAGAAUGUUUCGAUUGUCGUCAAAGAGGCCCCACCUACGUAAAUAUGACAAUCGGUUCCUUCGUCUGUACGUCAUGUUCUGGCAUGUUGAGAGGACUAACUCCACCCCACCGAGUAAAGUCAAUUUCCAUGGCGACAUUUAUACCUGAGGAAAUUGAAUAUAUUAAAGAACGAGGGAAUGAUUAUUGUCGAAGAAUUUGGCUUGGUUUGGCAGACCCACCAACUCCGAAAAUCCUAGACAUAAAAGAUGAAGAGAAGAUGAAAGAUCUAAUGAUUUCAAAGUAUGAACUGAAACGGUAUUAUUUAGAUCCAUCUAUUCUGAAGAGGUCUCGAAUUCACAAAUCGCCAACGACCAGUGCAAAAUCUAAUGAAACGGCAAUACCACGAGUUCCUCAACCAGGGACAACAACUCCAAUCUCCUCACAAGCUCAGAAAACAAAAAAAUCAGAACCUGUGAAGACGAAGGCAUUUAAUGUAGACUUUGGUGCCGACUUCAGUCAAGUUCCAGAUCCGUUUUCAGCUGCUACACCCACUUUACAGUUCAAUCAACAAUUCACACCUCAGCCGAGCUUUGCCAAUUUUGAUAAUAAUCCUGUCUUCAAUUCUCCUAAAAGUACGGACUCCUCAUUCUCUUCUAACGAAGUGACAGGAUCGUUUGCAAAUUUCAAUGGUAUAACCAAACCACCAUCGGAAGAUCGUUAUGCCGCGCUCAAAGAUUUGGACUCUCUAAUGAAGCAAACGCAAUUGAAAGAGGAGCCGGUGAUUCCGCCGACAUCUGUAUGGGACUCCCACAAUACGACCAAUACGAAUCAAAUUUGGGGAGGCAAUAACCAAACAACAAAUGUAAUUUCAAAUCCGUUCACUAGCGAAAAUGCUUGGCAGCCAACGGUAAAUAGCAUAAAUAAUAAUAACAAUUCGCAACCCAUGGACAAUGCGUGCAAUUCAGUCAAUCCCUUCAGGACAAUCCAAUUCUCUUCAAAUAAUGCAGAGCAGCAAUGGUUUGGAGUUGGAUUACCUGGUAAUGGUGACGUAGUUUCGUCUAGUCAGUUGAUGACGCCGUUUUCGAGCAAAGCAUGGCAACCAAAAGUGACUUCCUAUCACGCAAAUCCAUUCAUGGUGGGAUCCGGUGUUGGCACGACAACAAGAAAUACGAACAAUCCUUUCUUAUGAUUAUGCAAGCCUAAAUUUAUAAUUACCUUACGAACAAAUAAUGCAAAACUAAAAUACUUAUAGUAUCGAAAAAAUUGUUUAUAU
This is a messenger RNA of Neodiprion virginianus, 1427 nucleotides long. It is a transcript of the gene drongo, whose product is annotated as arf-GAP domain and FG repeat-containing protein 1. The transcript has 6 exons. The record is from RefSeq and is a predicted model, not a curated record. NCBI's taxonomy places the organism in Eukaryota, Metazoa, Arthropoda, Insecta, Hymenoptera, Diprionidae. The coding region runs from base 99 to 1343 and encodes 414 amino acids. Gene Ontology annotation, molecular function: GTPase activator activity.